Parnassius apollo (apollo) is the source of this 4611-nucleotide messenger RNA. The record is from the annotation of a GenBank genome assembly. NCBI's taxonomy places the organism in Eukaryota, Metazoa, Arthropoda, Insecta, Lepidoptera, Papilionidae.
AUGUUAAAGGCCGUCCCGCCCGCUAUACACGAACUGACCAACCUGUCCGUUCUCAAUAUUAGCGGCAACAAGGAUAUAACAGAGCUACCCCCACAAAUGGGCCUUCUUACCAGGCUCUGGAACCUGAACACUGUGGGAUGUUCCCUCAACGAGCCCCUCCGUUCCAUGGUGAGGGGAUCCCGGUGCCGGAGUGUGGACGUGGUCGGCUACCUCCGCUCAGUGUUGCAAGAAGCUAAGCCUUACGCCAGGAUGAAACUCAUGCUUGUUGGCGUUCAGGGCAUCGGAAAAACUAGUCUGCUGGAGUGCCUGAGACAAGAAUCCGCUAUACAGCACCGGAGAAAACCGACAGACCACUGGGCAAAACGUAUGGGCAACAAAUCGUCACGGCGCGGCAACGUAUCAACUGUGGGCGUGGACAUCGGCACGUGGGUGUAUGAGAAGCAGCGAUCCUCGAAAGGUCCGGUCACCUUCCGCACUUGGGACUUCGGAGGACAGCAGGAGUACUACGCAACGCACCAGUAUUUCCUGUCGCGUCGCUCGUUGUACCUGGUGGUAUGGCGUACCAUUGACGGGCGGAAAGGGCUGGCAGGAGCUUUGGCUUGGCUCAGGUCAAUACAAGCCCGGGCCCCGGGCUCGCCCGUUAUUAUGGUCGCAACGCACUACGACCAAGUCAUCAAUAGCAACCUGCCUGAAAGCGAGAGUCCGCUGGCGUUACAGCGGCUCAUCAGAGCCUCGGUGAUGGCGGCCCCUGACGCCGACAAGUUGGGGCUGCCGAAGGUGUUGGACUCCAUCGAGGUCUCAUGCAGCACUCGCCACAACAUCCGGCUGCUUGCGGACAUCAUCUACUCCGUUGCGUUCAGUGUGAAGCCUCCAGGAAGCAAGGAGCCACUGCUUCAGCAACGGGUCCCGGCAACAUACUUGGCUUUAGAAGAAUGUGUAGCUUCAUUGGCGGCCGAGCUACGCGAACCAGUUCUGAGGCACGAGGAGUACCGAAGACUUGUAACGCAGUAUAUGCAGCAGAAGAACCUAAGAACUUUUCGCGACGCGGCCGAGUUGCAUCAGGCCACCAUGUUUCUGCACGAAAACGGCGUGAUUCUGCACUACGACGACGCUACGCUGAAGGAGUUGUACUUCGUACGUCCGCAGUGGCUGUGCGACGUCCUCGCUCACGUUGUCACCGUGCGCGAAGUAAACCCGUUCGCUAACAAUGGUAUAAUGAAGGUGGAGGACCUGGCGCACGUGUUCAAGGCGUCGCCGCUGCUGGCGGCGAGCGAGGAGGCGCGCUCGCUGGGCGUGUCGCUGCUGAACAAGUUCGAGCUGGCGCUGUGCUGGGACGCGCGCGUGCUGCUGGUACCGCCGCUGCUGCCGCACCGCGAGCCGCAGCUCCCACAGCUGGCGUUGAGAUCGCGUCCAUGGCCUGGGACUCCGCGUCACGCCCGCAGCGCAGCACUGGCGCCUUUACCUUCAGAUUCGCCCACACUUAUACAGGACAGUCCCGCGGCACAAGUGUCGGGACGUCGCGGUGGCGCCACGCUGCGGCGGCUGCUGCUGCUGUCGUACGUGCCGUGCGGCUUCUGGGCGAGUCUCUGGGCGCGCGUGCUGGCGGAUGCUGCGCUUGCGGCCGCAGCGCCGAGGCUCUACCGCCCGCCGCCAGAGAUGGAGGUAGACGAAGUGGUCUCCAAAGCGCUGGACCUGAACUGGGGCUGGAAGCUCUGGAAGACGGGAAUGAAGUUGGUGUGCGGGGACCUAACCUUGCUGGCGUUAAGAGAGCUCCCACCGAGGUUCGACCCACUGCUGGGCGCGGUGGGAGAUGAGGAGGAAAACGAUGAACUUUACCAUAGUGUUAGAUUUCGUGUGAGACAAGAGGGUGUAUGGUGUGAACUAGACGUCCAGUCCUCGGCCUGCGUAGAGAUCCUGCUUCCCGGGCAAGUGUGCGUGCUGAGGCGAGACGACGGACUACCCAUGGGAGGGUAUCAGAGUAUCAGUCUGGAACCGAACCCAGAGAUCCUAGCGAAAGUGCUGGCGUUAAUAUCCGACCACGUCGACCUACUGCUAGAGGACUGGUAUCCAUCGCUUGGCACCCGCUUCGUGCACACGUCCGAGGGGCGGUGCCUGAUCACGCGUGCAGUUCCGUGCCCGAACUGCUUGCGGGAUCCGCACCACGAGCCCCACCAGGAACCACUGCAACAAGACCACCACCUAACGCAGAUGCUCAGGCGUCUGGAUCUUGGCAACGCAGAGCCACGUCCAUUGCGACUGUCCGAGGAGUCGCGUACAUCGGACGGUGACAGUGGUGUGGGCGCUGAAUCUAACGCCUCCUCCCGCAUCGGUUCAGUGGAAGGCGUUGCUAGCGUUAGCCUUCCCGUGGCCACGUGCUGGACCCUGGAGGAGUGCAUCCUGGCGGGUUGCACUUCCAAGCGGCUGCAUUGCGUGCAGCACGGUGAAGUGGAACUCAGAGACGUGGCGCCCGAUACGCUGCUGCUGGACGUGGAGGAGGAGAAGCGCGCCCGCUGGGAGCACGUGCAGCGCGGCGCGGUGGCGGGCCGCGGCGCCUUCGGCACCGUGCUGGCGGCCAGCUGGCGCCGGCCCGGCCGCGCGCCGCUGCCCGUGGCGCUGAAGGCGCUGCAGCCCGUGCCGCCGCCGCCGCCCCACCAGCUCAGCGCACUGCAGGCUUACAAGGCGGCACUGUCGCGUUGGGAACGAGAGCCAGCGGCCGCCGCGUGCCGCGCGUACUGCGCGCUGCGGCAGGAGCUGGGCGUGCUGGCGCGCCUGCGGCACGCGCACGUGCUGCCGCUGCUCGCCGUGUGCUGCGCGCCGCUCGCGCUUCUGCUGGCGCUCGCUCCGCAGGGUGCGCUAGACGCGAGCCUGCGCACGUACCGCGGCUGCGGCGCGCGUAUCGGACCGCGCGUCGUGCGUGCGCUCGCGUUGCAACUUGCACGUGCGCUUGAGUAUUUGCACGCGCAUCGAGUGGUCUACCGGGACCUGAAGUCAGAGAACGUGCUGGUGUGGGAGAUGCCGCGACCCCACGAGGCACAAGCAGCAGAACGUGAACCAGGUCCGGUGCCAGUACACGUCAAGCUAGGAGACUACGGUAUCAGCAGGAUGGCUCCACCCUCCGGAACGAAAGGCUUCGGGGGGACUGAAGGUUUUAUGGCGCCGGAGAUCAUGCGAUACAACGGCGAGGAAGAGUACAACGAGAAGGUGGACUGUUUCUCGUUUGGCAUGCUUUUGUACGAGGUGAUGACACUGCGGCAGCCCUUUGAAGGUCACGAGGCGGUGAAGGAAGCCGUACUGGAGGGUGCGAGGCCAGCGUUGACGUCCAGGGAUCUUCAGUACCCUUGCAGCAUGGUGGAGACCAUGCGUCGCUGCUGGAGCGGUGCACCAGAGCUCCGGCCGUCUGCUGCUGCCCUGGUAGCAGUGGCUGCUGCCCCCGAGUUCCUUUCCCUAGCGGAUGCCGCGUCUGCAAGAGCUUGCACUUCCGCCAUUGCGGCGACCAAAGUUCAGCUGCCGUCGGAAGACGGUGGCUUAGGCUGGGAGGUGUGGUUCGGUGGCGCGGAACCUGAACGGGUGCACACCUUGUUGGCCAACUCCACGACUUUCCUUCACCAGCACUCGCUCAGGGUGUCGCCAGACAAGGAGUCGGCAGUGCUGGUGACGGCGAUGUGCCGCGUGGGCAACACCAUGUGGCUGGGUGACUCAGUUGGAAGAGUCUCCGUAUAUUCUGUGUCGACGUGCGAGAUGCUGUGGCGCGCGCGCGUUGCGGAGGCGGUAGGCGGCGGCGUGUGCGGCGUGCGCGCACUGCUGCCGCUGCCCGCGCACCGCCGCGUGGCGCUCGCCGCGCACGCCGGCAGAUUGUUCCUGGUGACAUCACACAAACCGGAAGCUGAGGGUAGCUUUGUGCUAACGGAACUGGGUACGGCAACAGAACUCUGCUGUCUUGCAGCUGUGCCUACGUCUGAUGGUGUGGAGGUGUGGGCUGGUGGGGACGGGCUGAGUGCGUACCUGGUGGGGGGGCGAGGGUGUGAGUGCUGCGGACACGCUGCCCGCUCCUGGCAAGGUGGCGCUGCUGGCUUCCGCGGGCUCCGCAGUGCUGGCCGCCUGCAGACCAGAUUCAUUUUUAAGAGACUUGUUGGGAAGGAGAAGGAGGUGGAUACAAGAUCUGUAUUAUAUCCAGGCGUGUUCGUGUACCAGUACAGCGUAACCACGAAACAGUUAUCAGCCAAGCUGGACUGCAGCAAGCUGGUACCGUGCUCUGAAAGCCUGCAGUCCAUCGCCAUCGAUGAGAGGCUCGCCGAGGACCGGUGCAUGAUAACGGCGAUGUGCACACUUCGCGAGGAAGUGUAUGUGGGCACAGCGUGGGGCUGCAUUAUUGUCGCUGACGCUGCUUCGCUCCGGCCCCUCACUGUCUUCCGGCCCUAUGAGGAGGAGGUACGCGCCAUGAUACCACUGCCGGCACUAGAACCAAACGGGAACUGCAUGCUGGCAACCCUCGGCGGUGGCUACCGUCCUCUGUUACAGAGAUAUACUCCCGGGCAGUCGAACAACAACAACGCGACCCACACCGGAGUGUAUUGCCUUCUGUGGAGAGCGGAGAACUGGUUACCGGACUAG